This is a messenger RNA of Galeopterus variegatus (Sunda flying lemur), 3899 nucleotides long. Its product is annotated as teneurin-3. NCBI's taxonomy places the organism in Eukaryota, Metazoa, Chordata, Mammalia, Dermoptera, Cynocephalidae. The record is from RefSeq and is a predicted model, not a curated record. Gene Ontology annotation, molecular function: protein heterodimerization activity; cell adhesion molecule binding; protein homodimerization activity. Gene Ontology annotation, cellular component: neuron projection. Bases 73 to 3210 code for a protein of 1045 amino acids. The transcript has 7 exons. Gene Ontology annotation, biological process: heterophilic cell-cell adhesion; neuron development.
AGCUAUGACAGUGAAGGUCGUCUGACAAAUGUUACAUUUCCAACUGGAGUGGUCACAAACCUUCAUGGGGACAUGGACAAGGCUAUCACAGUGGACAUUGAAUCAUCCAGCCGAGAAGAGGAUGUCAGCAUCACUUCAAACUUAUCCUCAAUUGAUUCUUUCUACACCAUGGUUCAAGAUCAGUUAAGAAACAGCUACCAGAUUGGUUAUGAUGGUUCCCUUAGAAUUAUCUAUGCCAGUGGUCUGGAUUCACACUACCAAACAGAGCCACACGUCCUGGCUGGCACAGCUAAUCCAACAGUUGCCAAAAGAAACAUGACUCUUCCUGGUGAGAACGGUCAAAAUUUGGUGGAAUGGAGAUUCCGAAAGGAGCAAGCCCAAGGAAAAGUUAACGUCUUUGGUCGUAAGCUCAGGGUUAAUGGCAGAAACCUCCUUUCAGUUGACUUUGAUCGAACAACAAAGACAGAAAAGAUCUAUGAUGACCACCGUAAAUUUCUACUGAGGAUUGCCUACGACACAUCAGGGCACCCAACUCUCUGGCUGCCAAGUAGCAAGUUGAUGGCCGUCAAUGUCACCUAUUCAUCCACAGGUCAAAUUGCCAGCAUCCAGCGAGGAACUACUAGCGAAAAAGUAGAUUAUGAUGGACAGGGGAGGAUUGUAUCUCGGGUCUUUGCUGAUGGUAAAACAUGGAGUUACACGUACUUAGAAAAGUCCAUGGUUCUUCUGCUUCAUAGCCAGCGGCAAUACAUCUUUGAAUACGACAUGUGGGACCGCCUGUCUGCCAUCACCAUGCCCAGUGUGGCUCGCCACACCAUGCAGACCAUCCGAUCCAUUGGCUACUACCGCAACAUAUACAACCCCCCAGAAAGCAAUGCCUCCAUCAUCACAGACUACAAUGAAGAAGGGCUGCUCCUGCAAACGGCCUUCUUGGGUACAAGUCGGAGGGUCUUAUUCAAAUAUAGAAGGCAGACCAGGCUCUCAGAAAUUUUAUAUGAUAGCACAAGAGUCAGUUUUACCUAUGAUGAAACAGCAGGAGUCCUAAAAACAGUCAACCUCCAGAGUGAUGGUUUUAUUUGCACCAUUAGAUACAGGCAAAUUGGCCCCCUGAUUGACAGACAGAUUUUCCGCUUUAGUGAGGACGGGAUGGUAAAUGCGAGAUUUGACUAUAGCUAUGACAACAGCUUUCGAGUGACCAGCAUGCAGGGUGUCAUCAAUGAAACUCCACUGCCCAUUGAUCUCUAUCAGUUUGAUGACAUUUCUGGCAAAGUCGAGCAGUUUGGAAAGUUUGGAGUUAUAUAUUACGAUAUUAACCAGAUCAUUUCCACAGCUGUAAUGACUUAUACGAAGCACUUUGAUGCUCAUGGCCGCAUUAAGGAAAUUCAGUAUGAGAUAUUCAGGUCACUCAUGUACUGGAUUACAAUUCAAUAUGAUAACAUGGGUCGGGUGACUAAGAGAGAGAUUAAAAUAGGGCCCUUUGCCAACACUACUAAAUAUGGUUAUGAAUAUGAUGUUGAUGGACAGCUCCAAACAGUUUACCUAAAUGAAAAGAUCAUGUGGCGUUACAACUAUGAUCUGAAUGGAAACCUCCAUUUACUAAACCCAAGUAGCAGUGCACGUUUGACACCUCUUCGGUAUGACUUGCGAGACAGAAUCACUCGACUGGGGGAUGUUCAGUAUCGGUUGGAUGAAGAUGGUUUCCUACGUCAAAGAGGCACAGAAAUCUUUGAAUACAGCUCCAAGGGGCUUCUAACUCGAGUUUACAGUAAAGGCAGUGGCUGGACAGUGAUCUAUCGUUAUGAUGGCCUGGGAAGGCGUGUUUCCAGCAAAACCAGUCUAGGACAACACCUGCAGUUUUUUUAUGCUGACCUAACUUACCCCACCAGGAUUACUCAUGUGUACAACCACUCAAGUUCAGAAAUUACCUCCCUUUAUUAUGAUCUCCAAGGACAUCUGUUUGCCAUGGAAAUCAGCAGUGGGGAUGAAUUCUACAUUGCAUCAGAUAACACAGGAACACCAUUGGCUGUUUUCAGUAGCAAUGGGCUUAUGCUAAAACAGAUUCAGUAUACUGCAUAUGGUGAAAUCUAUUUUGAUUCCAAUAUUGACUUUCAGCUGGUAAUUGGAUUUCAUGGUGGCUUAUAUGACCCACUCACCAAAUUAAUCCACUUUGGAGAAAGAGAUUAUGACAUUUUGGCAGGACGAUGGACAACGCCUGACAUAGAAAUUUGGAAAAGAAUUGGGAAGGACCCAGCUCCUUUUAACCUAUAUAUGUUUAGAAAUAACAACCCCGCAAGCAAAAUCCACGAUGUGAAAGACUACAUCACAGAUGUUAACAGCUGGCUGGUGACAUUUGGCUUCCAUCUGCACAAUGCUAUUCCUGGAUUCCCCGUUCCCAAAUUUGAUUUAACAGAACCUUCCUACGAACUUGUGAAGAGUCAGCAGUGGGAUGAUAUACCGCCCAUCUUCGGGGUUCAGCAGCAAGUGGCGCGGCAAGCCCAGGCCUUCCUGUCCCUGGGGAAGAUGGCAGAGGUGCAGGUGAGCCGGCGCCAGGGCGGCGGCGAGCCCUCGUGGCUGUGGUUCGCCACGGUCAAGUCGCUCAUCGGCAAGGGCGUCAUGCUGGCCGUCAGCCAGGGCCGCGUACAGACCAACGUGCUCAACAUCGCCAACGAGGACUGCAUCAAGGUGGCGGCCGUGCUCAACAACGCCUUCUACCUGGAGAACCUGCACUUCACCAUCGAGGGCAAGGACACGCACUACUUCAUCAAGACCAGCACGCCCGAGAGCGACCUGGGCACGCUGCGGCUGACGAGCGGCCGCAAGGCCCUGGAGAACGGCAUCAACGUGACGGUGUCGCAGUCCACGACCGUGGUCAACGGCAGGACUCGCAGGUUCGCCGACGUGGAGAUGCAGUUCGGCGCGCUGGCGCUGCACGUGCGCUACGGCAUGACGCUGGACGAGGAGAAGGCGCGCGUCCUGGAGCAGGCGCGGCAGCGCGCGCUCGCCCGGGCCUGGGCGCGCGAGCAGCAGCGCGUGCGCGACGGCGAGGAGGGCGCGCGCCUCUGGACGGAGGGCGAGAAGCGGCAGCUGCUGAGCGCGGGCAAGGUGCAGGGCUACGACGGCUACUACGUGCUCUCGGUGGAGCAGUACCCCGAGCUGGCCGACAGCGCCAACAACGUCCAGUUCCUCCGCCAGAGCGAGAUUGGCAAGAGGUAACGGCCGGGCCAAGGGCUGCCGGACACGGGCCGGAGGACGACACUGCUGUGACCGCACCAAGACAGCUCUUGUCCUGAAUGACCGGACAGGUGAUCGGCUUUAAAGAAUAUGUUUACAUACGCAUCUCGCUGCACCCCGUGGGACUGGAAGCAUUAAAAGAAAACAAUGAUACAGGGGAGGGGAAAAGGCCUGAACAUUGUGCUCCGGGCCAUCUGUCCCUUUGAGGCAUUGUGUUUAGCGAAGGGGGCAAACAAUGCAUCCAGUGUUUCCAAAUAUGACCGAAUUGUGGACCUUUGCUUACAGGAAGUCGUCUGUGUGCGUAGGAUGUGAUAGAGAUCUCUGCUCAUUUUUAAAUGGGGGGCAAACUUACUGUUCAUAGACAAGCCAGCUGCUUUCCCUGUGCUGCUGUGGAGAAGGACAUGGGCACAGUGACUUCUGCUUCGGCGGGGAUUUAAUCAUGGAUUUUACAAUGCUGAUGUGGCUUGCCUUGGGGAAAAACUGGCAAAUAGAAUCCUUGUCACUGAUAAGCAAAGGAAACCCUGAUUUUUUUGUAAAUUAUGUGAGACAAGUUGUUUAUGGAUUUUUAUAUGAAUUACAAUUUACUGUACAUCAAAUAUUAGUCUCAGAGGAGUUAAUUUAUGUAAAGUGUUUAAAAAGUUUAUACUUAAAAAUAAAAUGAUAAAAACAUG